CUUUCUCCUUCUCUCCCUCUAUACUCAUCCCACCAACCCACUUCUUAUUCUCAUUCCCCAUCUCACCAUGAAUACAAUCGGAUUCCAUGGUGUGAACGGUGCGUACGCCGAAGAUGCCAUCCUCGAGCUCACCUCCAGCCAUCCCAGCUUCUCCCAGCACUCCUUCUCCACUGAAGGCUUCGACACCCUGGCUGAGCUGUUCGCGAACGUACAAAGGGGCACGGUGCGUCACGGUCUGAUUCCAAUCGAGAACUCGCUCUCGGGAACAUUGCACUCGGUCCUUGAGCUCUUUGCUGAACAGGAACCCCGUCUCUGGGUCGUGGGCGAGUACACCUGCAGUGAGUCACAUUACAUUAUGGCCCGUUCAGGAACAGAGUUGAAAGAUAUCGUCGAGAUCCAAUCCCACCCUGCGAUUCUGGAACAGUGCCAGGAUUUCCUCGACGCGACCCUUCCAGAAGGCUACCGAGCCGUCCUCUCCAGCAACACUGCCAGCGCCGCCGAAGAAGUCGCACGAAGCAACGAACCCGGCAUUGCCGCGCUGGCUGGGAAACGCGCGGCACAACUGCACAACCUGACAAUCCUGGGCUCGGAUUCGACUCCCAACAACAUAACCCGGUACUGGCUAAUCGCACGUCAUCCUAUCCUCCAACCUGAUCGGAACAUGAGCCCCAAAUCAUCGUUUGCAUUGGUCAUGAAGAACCAAGUCGGGGCAUUACAUCGUGUGUGUUCGUGUUUUGCGUUGCGGGAUAUCAAUAUCACGAAACUGGAAUCGAGACCGUCGUCGAGGACGAUUACGUUGGCGACGCCGUGGGAGUAUGUGACUUAUAUUGAUAUCGAGGGCGCACCAGGAAAUGAGGAAAAUAUAAAAAGGGCCGUCGAUAACUUGCUGGAAUUCACGCAGAAGUGUACCCAUCUAGGAUCUUAUCCGAGAUAUCUGCAUGGAGUUAGACGCUGAACGAGAGAUCUGUUACAUUUAGAUCCUCUUUACCAUUGCUCU
Messenger RNA from Gamsiella multidivaricata, 997 nucleotides. RefSeq names its product Prephenate dehydratase-domain-containing protein. Bases 68 to 955 code for a protein of 295 amino acids. Gene Ontology annotation, molecular function: chorismate mutase activity; prephenate dehydratase activity. Gene Ontology annotation, cellular component: cytoplasm. The record is from RefSeq and is a predicted model, not a curated record. Lineage: Eukaryota; Fungi; Mortierellomycota; Mortierellomycetes; Mortierellales; Mortierellaceae. Gene Ontology annotation, biological process: L-phenylalanine biosynthetic process. The transcript is spliced from 6 exons.